Molecule: messenger RNA, 1331 nt
Organism: Cinclus cinclus
Lineage: Eukaryota; Metazoa; Chordata; Aves; Passeriformes; Cinclidae
Gene: LTAP1
Product: chromosome 31 C1orf43 homolog
Exons: 7
Coding region: 383-1033 (216 amino acids)
Biological process (GO): phagocytosis
Source: RefSeq, a predicted model, not a curated record
GGCUCUCGGGGGUCAACGUCGUGCUGGUCAUGGCUUACGGCAGCCUGGUGAGGGCCGGCGGGACAGGGCGGUGCGGGCUGGCGUGUCUGUGCGGCGUGGAGUGUCCGCGGAGCUGGACCACGCGAGUCCGUGGAGCCCCCGUGAGGCUGAUCCCGGCGCGUCCGUGGAGCUCCCGUGGGCCCGGGCCCUAGGAGUCGAUGAGGCUCCUGUGAACAGCGUCCGGGCUGUCUUUGGGGUACCCCUCGGAGUCGGGCUCAGGGCUUCAUGGCGCUGUGGCUGGAGGGCUUCUAGAGUCGGUGGGGCACGGAGAGGACCUGAAUGGCAGCCUUUAGAAAUUGGGAAGGUCUUUGUGCUGCUGUUCAUCUUUGUGAAGCGCCAGAUCAUGCGCUUUGCCAUGAAGUCCCGCCGUGGCCCCCAUGUGCCUGUGGGACAGCAUGCACCCAAGGAUUUAAAGGAGGAGAUUGAUAUUCGACUAUCAAGGGUGCAGGACAUCAAAUAUGAGCCACGGCUUCUGGCAGAGGAUGACAACCGGCUCCUGCAGCUGGAGACACCAGGCUGCUAUAACUACCUGUACCGGAUGAAGGCACUGGAUGCAAUCAGGACAUCAGAAAUCCCGUUUCAAGUAGAGGGCCGGUACCCAAAGUCUUUAAUAGGGAAGAACUUCUGUGCCUACUUGCUGGAACUGCGAAAUUCCAGCACCUCCUUCAAAGGCAUCCGCAAAGCCUUGAUUGACACCUUGCUGGAUGGCUAUGAGAGUGCCCGCUAUGGCACUGGGGUCUUUGGGAAAAUGGAAUAUCUGAAGUAUGAGGAAGCUCUGAAUGAACUGGCAAACAUGACCAAGUCUCAGGGCAGCAGCAGCCAGCGGCAGCACCAGUCAGCAGUGAAAGACCUCACUCUGUCCCCUGAAGUCUCCAACCCCACCACCAUCCAGGUCACCUACCUUCCCUCCAGCCAGAAGAGCAAACGUGCCAAACACUUCCUGGAGCUGAAGAGUUUCAAGGACAACUACAACACGCUGGAGAGCACCCUGUGAGCGUGUGGGGGCCUGGUGCAGUGGGUAUGCUGGGCAGGUCUGGGCUGCAGUGCAGGCAGCACUGACAGGAACCUGCUGCACUCUCAGAUCUCCCCAUCCACGCCACAUUGGAGAUCAUCACCUGGCGGGAGCUCCAUUCCAACUGCUGGUGUUUCGCCCUCACCAGGAGCCCAUUCUGGAGCUGCUGAGCCCAUGGGGAUCAGCCCCACAGCCUUCUCUGCCACAGGCUUAUAACACUCCAGGCUUUGAAUCCUGCACUGUCUUGGACCCUGUGAAUAAACUCAUGAGCUUGAGCUUA